Molecule: messenger RNA, 1566 nt
Organism: Mercurialis annua (annual mercury)
Lineage: Eukaryota; Viridiplantae; Streptophyta; Magnoliopsida; Malpighiales; Euphorbiaceae
Product: UPF0481 protein At3g47200-like
Exons: 2
Coding region: 68-1384 (438 amino acids)
Source: RefSeq, a predicted model, not a curated record
GUUCCGCGAUUUCCGUCGAUCGCAUUGUCAUUUUGUGUUUAAAACUGUUUGAGAAAUUGUUAGAGCAAUGUCAGAAUUAGAGAGAUGGGAAGUUGAGGUGUCCAACGAGCUCGAGAAGAUGGAAGCAGAUGCACAAAUGGGGACGGAGAGGUGGCAAAGAAGCUCAAUCUACAAAGUUCCGGCGAGCAUUGCGGACACGAAUAGGAAAGUUUAUACGCCGCAAACGGUCUCAUUCGGUCCUUAUCACUACGGAAAACCGCAUUUGAUUCCGAUGGAGGAACACAAGAGAAGAGCAUUGCUCCAUUUUCUUAAGAGGGCAAAUAAGCCAUUGAAGUUGUUUGUGGGAGCUAUAGCUGAAGAAAUCCGAUGUUUAAAAGACUCAUAUUACGAUAUUAAUGAGCAAUGGGAGCAAGAUGAUGGUAGAUUUGUGCAGCUGAUGAUUCUUGAUGGAUGUUUUAUGCUAGAAUUUCUACGAGUUGCCAAUAGCUUAAUCAAUGAUUAUGCUGGCGACGAUCCGAUUUUCGGCGAUCGGGGGAGAUAUUCUAUUAUGCCAUAUAUUAGGGUUGAUAUGUUGAUGCUUGAAAAUCAACUGCCACUUCUGGUUCUUCACAAAUUGGUUGCAGUUCAUUCUGGGAAACCGGAUGGAGAACUUAUCAACAAGCUCAUACUCAAAUUUUGCUUUCCGGAAUUUACGUCCGUACCACUUGGUAAAUGCUUGCAUGUACUAGAUAUUUAUAGGAAGAUACAAAUUUUUGAGUUCGGAAUAAAGAGAACAAAUAUAACUGGACGGUUAAGAACGAGGUACGAAAAUACCGAAAUCGACCUAUCUGCAACAGAUCUGAGCGAUUCAGGAAUUCGGUUUAAGAAGAGUAGAGAACGAAGCAUAAGGAGCAUUUCAUUUCGCUCCGGAGUGUUAAAGCUUCCGGCCAUGAUAUUUGAUUUGCAAACAGAACAGUCGAUGUUGAAUCUCAUGGCAUUCGAAUGGUCUCAUUCGGGCAUAUCAAUUGAAGUGACUGAGUACAUCUUCUUUAUGUACAAUUUGAUUCGGAGCGAUAGAGAUGUCGAGCUCUUACGCUCCUACGGUAUCAUCCAAAAUUAUAUAGACAAUGACAAGGAUGUUGUUCAGCUCCUCAGCAGUCUCUCUAGGAAUAGUAUUAUGUCCCCGGAUAGUAACCUUUAUGAUGUUUGCCUUGAGGUAAACGAGUAUUCCAAAAGGCCUUGGAACAAGUGUCGUGCCUAUUUGAUUCGUAACUACUUCAGAAAUCCUUGGGCAGUUGUCAAUCUUAUAGCAGCAAUUAUUCUGUUUUUCCUCACAUUUGCUCAGACUGUAUUUACAAUCUAUCCUUACUACCACUCUAAUGAACCUCGUCCACGCACUCCUUAAGAAGUUCACGAUUCGUAGGUCUUCUACCUCCACGCGGCAUUACUCUGUCAGAUUUUCGCCCAUUGCAGAAAACCACUGCUGCCUCCCAUAGUUGAGUCAAAAUUAGAGAAAACAUGUUUUGGUUUGAAUAAGCAUAAAAGAUUGUAUAUGCAAGUGUUCUUUUGUUUUGGUUAGUUUCUUUU